AAAAAAUAUGCAGGACCUGACAGCAUAUCGACCGCAUCUGCCGUCGACUGGCACUACAAGAGUUGCUCAUUGAACGCGGUUGUUGCCGACUGACGGGGUUCAUGGCCUGCGGCUGUUUUCGACUGACGAAGCUUGUGAAUCCGACUGUCGUCGACUGAUGAGGCCUAUGGUUUGCGGCUGUCGUCGACUGUCAGAUACCUUCAAGAAGCACGAAGCGCGACUGUGGUCGACCGGCAAGCAAACAGUUCCAAUGGCACAAACAAUUCUCGCAUUAAUGAUCGUCUCGAUCACCUCAAACACCUUUUUUCCUCCUUCCAUUCUUUGUUCCCGCCGAUCACUUGAAUAUCAAACGACGCAGCAUCAAAACUUUAGCCGGUCUGGCUCACAAAGCAUCCCACCAUCAUUAUUAGACAGAACUUGUCGACGAGAGAAAAUGGCCGGAAACAACCACUCGCACGCGGACAAGCGAGACAGCGAUGCUGGCAACAUGGACCCCAGCCUAAUCGACCCCGAACUGAUGAGGCUGGUGGAUGAAGCUGUGAGGGAACAGACCAGCAACUCCAUCGCUGGUCCCGUUGCCGCGGCGCUGGAUGCCGCUAGCGCCGAAAAUGCCGUGACAAACGAGGCCACGCUGGCCAAGCCCACCGCUGCCGAGGCCACCAUCGCCGACGAUGCCAACACUGGCCAUGUGGCCAUCGCCGAGCAGCCGAGCACCGCCCAGCGCAGCACCUGUCAAGGUGUCGUCGCCGCCGCCCCUGCCGUCAAGCCCGCUCAGGCUGCCAGCGCCCUGCAGCCCGCCGGCCCGUUGCCUCCCCUGCCAAUUUUCGACGAUGCUACCCAGGCACAGCUCAACACUCUCGUGGCUCGACUGCCCCAGGCUCUCUUACCCGGGGCUGCGUCCCGCCGGCCAUGGCUGCCGGAGGAAGACGACCUACUGAUGUUUCUCUCGGAUCGCCGCGUUUCUCACAGACUGAUCUCAGCGCACUACCUCGGUAGGCUCGGCAGGACCUUCUUCGCUUGCGAGACGCGCGCGUCCAUUAUCCGGAGGAACAGGCGGGCUGCGGCCAACAGCAGCGGCAGUGCCCAAUCCGAUGGACGGCCUUGGAAAUGCUCCCGAAGGAAAAACGGAGAGAGGAGCGGCUUACGCUAGGGGCUUGACACGAGAAACAUUGGGGGUUCUUGAUUUCGGUAGCUGGGGAUAUUAGGGCGCAAUCGGGUUGCUGGGACCGGUUUACUCUAUCCAUGAAAGAUUUGUUGGGAGCUGAGGUACUGUGAGAUUUAGUGGUGAACUGGUCCCAGGGCUGCUGCGGAGCUUGUCCCCCGGAUACUGCAGCCCACACCCGACCUCAAUCAACUCACAACAGUGUUUGUCACAGAGCCCCUAUGAUGGCUCACUGUUCAGGUGUAAAAGCAGCGACUGGCCAGUUCGUUUACCAGAUGCAGUGAGACCCAAGUCUCGAAUCCACGUACUAUGGUUGUUGCGCUGUUGAAGUACUAGGCACUAGCGAACCAAGGUUGAGGCUAUUGACGCGAGGUCUUCCGACAUGCUUCAAGGUCCAGAAAUAAUAGAGGGC
Parathielavia appendiculata is the source of this 1574-nucleotide messenger RNA. RefSeq lists its product as uncharacterized. Bases 158 to 1150 code for a protein of 330 amino acids. Lineage: Eukaryota; Fungi; Ascomycota; Sordariomycetes; Sordariales; Chaetomiaceae. The transcript is spliced from 3 exons. The record is from RefSeq and is a predicted model, not a curated record.